Molecule: messenger RNA, 825 nt
Organism: Cokeromyces recurvatus
Lineage: Eukaryota; Fungi; Mucoromycota; Mucoromycetes; Mucorales; Mucoraceae
Exons: 5
Coding region: 1-825 (274 amino acids)
Biological process (GO): glutathione biosynthetic process
Cellular component (GO): glutamate-cysteine ligase complex
Molecular function (GO): enzyme regulator activity; glutamate-cysteine ligase catalytic subunit binding
Source: RefSeq, a predicted model, not a curated record
AUGCCUACACAACACUUCCCUAAUCAAAUAGCUAUUCCUGCCUUUAAACAAUUAGUGCUAUAUACCGGCAAUGUAAUGCUUACUACAACCACUGCUAAUAAAUAUUGGAACUGUAAAUCAAAUACUGAGUUGGUACAAGCUAUUUACGAUACAUUAAAAGUAUCUUUACAUGGCUUAGAGGCUCCAUCUUAUCGUUAUUUUAAAGAAACUGAAUUAUUAGAAGUGCCUGAUAUUAGAUUAAGUAGUCGUAUUCAUCCUGAUGAUCGUAAUGAUGUUGAAGUAACAGCUAAACUAUUUUACUUGGGACAAGAUAAUCAAACGGCCUAUAUUGACCGAGCUAUUUAUCAUAUUCAAAAGCUUUUGGACGUCGAAUCAAUCGAUACCUUUAUUAUUUCCUUUGAUAAAAAUGACAUUAAUUCAGAAAUUGUAAAAAAGACAUGGAAAGAUUUGGAAAAUUAUCAUGAGAAAGGGAUUAUUUCAAGGCUAGGUGUAUCUGAUUUUGAUUUUCAAACUUUAUCUGAUUUUAUUCAAAAAGAAGAUAUUCGGGUCAAACCAUCUAUUGAUCAAGUUCAUGUAAACCAAUGCUCUUCUUUACCUCAAAAUUUAAUUCAUUUUGCAAAACAACAUCAUAUUGAUAUCACUUUUAAUGGCGAUACUACAGAAAUCUUAACGUCAGAAGUCUUAUCCACAGUAUUAAACCAAUAUGGUGUGAUCAAUGAAAAUACUCAAGUUAAACCACGUUGGGUAUUAAAAUAUAACGUCUUUUUCAAAAGUAGAAGUGUAGUUGCUGACAAAGGAUACAUUAUUGUCGGUGAUACCCUUUAA